AUGAUCUCGUCCGAUGGAAACUACUUCUGCAUUCGAGAGGCAACGCAGUAUCUGUCCGUGUCGGCAGGACCGACGCAACCGCACAAUCCCAACAAGGAUAUCGAGGUGGCCCAGCCGCCCAAUGACGGCAUAUCCAGCAUGUGCUUCAACCCCAAGGCCAACUUCCUCGUUGCCACGUCAUGGGACAACCAGGUGCGGUGUUGGGAGAUUCAGGGCAAUGGAGCGAGCGUUCCCAAGGCAGGAACAGCACACGAUCAACCAGUGCUCUGUUCAGCAUGGAAGGACGACGGCACGACAGUGUUCUCAGGGGGCUGUGACAAGCAGGCCAAGAUGUGGCCGCUCAUGUCGGGGGGGGCAGCAAGCACAGUGGGCGUGCACGAUGCUCCCAUCAGCAAGAUGGCGUGGAUUGCCGAGAUGAAUCUUCUGGUUACUGCUAGCUGGGAUAAAACGAUCAAGUACUGGGAUACGCGCCAAGCCACCCCUGCCCACACACAGGCGCUGCCCGAGCGGCCGUACGGGCUGAGUGUGCGAUACCCCCUCAUGGUGGUGGCCACUGCAGACCGCCACAUCAUCGUGUACAACCUCGCAUCGCCGCAGACGGAGUACAAGCGGGUGAUCUCGCCCCUCAAGUACCAGACGAGGUGUGUGGCGACGUUCCCUGACAAGAGUGGGUACCUGGUGGGGUCCAUCGAGGGGCGCGUGGCCGUGCAGCACGUGGAGGAGAACCAGCAGCAGAAGAACUUCACCUUCAAGUGCCACCGCGAUGGGAAUGACAUCUAUGCCGUCAACUCCAUUGACUUCCACCCGCAAUUCGGCACGUUCGCAACGACGGGGUCGGAUGGGGCAUACAACUUCUGGGACAAGGACAGCAAGCAGCGCCUCAAGGCCAUGCAGCGCUGUAGCCUGCCCAUCUCCUGCAGCGCCUUCAACCACGACGGCACCAUCUUUGGAUACGCUGUGAGCUAUGACUGGAGCAAAGGCGCGGAGAACCACAACCCGGCAGUGAACAAGAACUACAUUCUUCUGCACGCAACCCAGGAAAGCGAACUUGUUCCGGCCUCGUCGUGGCACUCGUCAGGUGUGAUCUCAGCCUUUGAAACAGAUCCGAAGCUCGGAAUGGCUCAAGCAAUCAGCGGCUCAGCCUCGGUAGUUUCACAAUUCGCUGUCUUCGCAGCUGACGUGUCGACCCAUCGUAAAGGACCAGUGGCUGCCGCGUGGCACGCUACUGCAACAGAUGGCGUUGCGGCCCGGGCUUCCGCUCUUCCAGCACUGCGUGCCCGACAUGCGACCAGAGGAGCCACGUUGAGAGCUCGCGCCUCGACGCCAGUGGAUUAUGACUCCUCACAGGAUGCGACCGAAACGGAGGAGGAAGGGGCAGACUCCUCUCCUCACUCUAUCGAGCGCAUCCUGAAGCAGGCUGCGGACGCGUACCAGUCGGAGGACGAGGCGGCGGUGGCGACGGUGGAGGCGCAGCUGCGAGCCAUGGAGGCCGACCGCCAGGGCCUCGCGGAGCGCCUCGAGUCGCUCACAGCUGAGAUCUCCACUGCCAAGGACCGUUUUUUGCGGCUUAACGCGGACUUUGACAAUUUCAGGAAGCGGUCGGAGCGGGAGAAGCUGGCCAUGGCGGCCACGGUGCGCAGCGACGUGGUGGAGGCGCUGCUGCCCAUGAUCGACUCGUUUGAGCGCGCCAAGGACAGCGUGAAGGCGGACACAGAGGCGGAGAGGAAGAUUGACGGCGCUUACCAGGGGAUUUAUAGGCAGUUUGUGGAGGUGCUGCGGGGGCUUGGAGUAGCUGCUGUCGAGACAGUUGGCAAGGAGUUUGACCCCAAUGUGCACGAUGCGAUCAUGCGGGAAGACUCUACGGAGCACCCCGAGGGCGUGGUCCUUCAGGAGUUCCGCAAGGGCUUUGUGAUCGGAGAGAAGCUCAUUCGCCCCGCCAUGGUCAAGGUCUCCGCUGGCCCAGGGCCCGCUGGUGAUGCCGCCGCUGCUGCUGCUGAUGGUGCUGCUGCCGGUGGUGAUGGUGGGUCGGAUGGGUUGGAAGCAGAGAGUGGUGAGAAGUCGGAAUAG
This is a messenger RNA of Closterium sp. Yama58-4, 2067 nucleotides long. The record is from the annotation of a GenBank genome assembly. NCBI's taxonomy places the organism in Eukaryota, Viridiplantae, Streptophyta, Zygnematophyceae, Desmidiales, Closteriaceae.